This is a messenger RNA of Suncus etruscus (white-toothed pygmy shrew), 1227 nucleotides long. It is a transcript of the gene GOLM1, whose product is annotated as golgi membrane protein 1. Lineage: Eukaryota; Metazoa; Chordata; Mammalia; Eulipotyphla; Soricidae. The coding region runs from base 70 to 1227 and encodes 385 amino acids. Gene Ontology annotation, cellular component: Golgi apparatus. The record is from RefSeq and is a predicted model, not a curated record. The transcript is spliced from 10 exons.
GCAGCGGCGGAGCUCCGGGGCUUCAGAGUCGCGCGCGGCCCAAGGUGAGGUUCUUGGCCGGCCUCUGAGAUGAUGGGACUUGGGAACGGACGCCGUAGCAUGAAGUCACCUCCCCUUGUGCUGGCUGCCUUGGUGGCCUGUAUCAUCGUCUUGGGCUUCAACUACUGGAUUGCAAGCUCUCGGAGCAUGGAUCUUCAGACUCGAAUUAUGGAGCUAGAAGGCAGAGUCCGCAGGGCUGCUGCAGAGAGAGGAGCUGUGGAGCUGAAGAAAAAUGAAUUCCAGGGAGAGCUGGAGAAGCAACGGGAGCAACUCGACAAAAUCCAGUCCAGUCACAAUUUUCAGAUGGAGAGUGUCAACAAGUUAUACCAGGAUGAAAAGGCAGCUUUAAUAAAUAAUAUCACCACCAGUGAGAGGCUGAUCAGAACCCUUCAAGACGAGUUAAAAACCCUGCAGAAGAAUUAUGGCAAACUGCAGCAGGAUGUCCUCCAAUUUCAGAAGAACCAGACCAACCUGGAGAGGAAGUUCUCCUAUGACCUAAGCCAAUGCAUCAAUCAAAUGAAAGAGGUGAAGGAGCAGUGUGAAGAGCGAAUAGAAGAAGCCAUCAAAAAGAAUGUAGCUUUCAGAGAACUGAAUGAAAAAGAAAAACAGCAGCUCCAAGAGCCCAGUGAAACCCCACCCAGGCUGCAGGAAGCAGGCCCACCCCAAACCAAAGGAAGGGUGCCUGCCAAUGGUGAGCCCCAAACACCAGCCCCCAGCUUUGAGGUGCCUCUGGAUUUGAAGAGACAAGGCACAGAGGAAACCAACAAGAUUCAGGUCAUCAGCAAGGACAGUCUGGGACUGCCGCCAGAGCUGGGUCAGGGACCAGACAAGUCAGAAGGGAGAACUAUGGACAGACAGGGCAUUGAAGAAGCUGGAGACACUGGUCGGAUCUCACAGAUGUCAGUCACCUUCUUGGCAAGCCAGGAAAAUGAGGUGAUAGAGGAACCUGAGCGGGACCAGCUGAUCAUUCGUGAUGGGCAGGAGGAGCCAGAAGCUGAUGAAGAGGGAAGGAACCAGAAAAAAGUGGGAGACGAUGAUUAUAACAUGGAUGAAAAUGAAGCUGAAUCUGAAACAGACAAGCAGGCAGCUCUUGUGUGGAAUGAUCAAAAACUAAAUGUUCUUAAAGUCGAAAAUCAGGAAAACAUAAAUUUACUUGAUCAGCAUGAAAAGAGGAAUCACACAAUCUAA